CAACUGAUAUAAAUGCAUAAACUUUGACAACAAGAGUUUACACAAAAAACAAAACAAAAAAAAAUUCAAACAUACCAACCUGCUAUGGCAGCGGCUAACUUCAUUCCUCUGACAGUGUAUAUGACUUGGCUGCUUCUUAGCAAAGCAUGCAAUGCUGUAGAGCCUAAAACUUCUCGAUCUUUUCCUGCCAUUCUCGUAUUUGGUGAUUCUACAAUUGACCCAGGUAAUAACAACUACAUUCUCACCUUGUUCAGAGCUAAUUUUCAUCCAUAUGGCAGAGAUUUCCCUGGCCAGAUUCCCACAGGAAGGUUCUCCAAUGGGAAACUCGUUCCUGAUCUCCUGGCAUCAAGAUUAGGGAUAAAGGAGCUUGUUCCAGCUUUUUUAGAUCCCAAUCUAUCUGAUGAUGACCUGAGAACCGGUGUCAGUUUUGGGUCAGCAGGGUCAGGUUAUGAUGAUCUUACUACUACUAUAUCUGGUGUCAUUCCAGUUCUAAAGCAGAUUGAUCUUUUUGAGAAUUACAUUAAAAAACUAAAAAGAAUUGUGGGUGAAGAGGAGGCUAAAAAGAUUCUCGGUGAUGGUUUGACUGUUGUAAGUGCAGGAACUAAUGACUUCAUUUUUAAUUUCUAUGACAUUCCUAGAAGGUCAUUGGAGUACAAUAUCAAUGGUUACCAAGCCUUUGUGCAGAAUAGGCUACAAAGUUUUAUCCAGGGAUUGUAUCAACUCGGAUGUCGCAACAUGAUUGUAGCAGGACUUCCUCCAAUUGGUUGCAUACCUGUUCAAGAGACUCUAGCAUUCCAGGAUCCUAAAGAUCGAAAAUGUAUUCAAAAUCAAAAUUCAGAUUCCCAAAAUUACAAUAUCAACCUCACUAAGUUAUUGCACGACUUGCAAGAACUACUUCCUGGAAGCAAAAUUCACUACAUUGACAUUUACAAUCCAAUGAUCGAUAUGAUCAAUAAUCCACAAAAAUACGGUUUCAUACAAACGACAAAAGGUUGUUGCGGGACCGGUUUGGGGGAAACAGGAGCUUUGUGUAAUCCGAAGACACCAACAUGUGAGGAGCCUAAGAAAUACUUGUUUUGGGAUAGUGUUCAUCCUACUGAAUCAGCCUACAGUUUCAUUUGCGACAACAUUGUCAAGCAACUAGGGUCGUAUUUGAUUCAGAAUCCAUCUUCCCCCUAAGCCGUUUAUGUAAAUAGUUCAAACAUUACCCACUAAGGCAUCGAAUAGUUGAAAUUUGAAAAAUGUUGUUUGAGAUUUGCUAGUUCUUAUGAAAAUAAUGUUGUUCUUAAUUCAUAAACAGUAUAAUAUCAAUGAAAAUUUGUAAAAAGGAAGAGGUCGAGAUCAGUUAUAGGGAAGUAAAUGCAUAAUUCUUUGACAAAA
Molecule: messenger RNA, 1380 nt
Organism: Cucumis melo (muskmelon)
Lineage: Eukaryota; Viridiplantae; Streptophyta; Magnoliopsida; Cucurbitales; Cucurbitaceae
Product: GDSL esterase/lipase At1g06990
Exons: 3
Coding region: 85-1179 (364 amino acids)
Molecular function (GO): hydrolase activity, acting on ester bonds
Source: RefSeq, a predicted model, not a curated record